This is a messenger RNA of Rhizopus microsporus ATCC 52813, 1119 nucleotides long. RefSeq names its product Nucleotidylyl transferase. The transcript is spliced from 6 exons. Lineage: Eukaryota; Fungi; Mucoromycota; Mucoromycetes; Mucorales; Rhizopodaceae. The record is from RefSeq and is a predicted model, not a curated record. The coding region runs from base 1 to 1119 and encodes 372 amino acids. Gene Ontology annotation, cellular component: cytoplasm. Gene Ontology annotation, molecular function: ethanolamine-phosphate cytidylyltransferase activity. Gene Ontology annotation, biological process: phosphatidylethanolamine biosynthetic process.
AUGACAAGUCAAAAGAAGCCUAUUCGUGUUUGGGUUGAUGGUUGUUUUGAUUUAAUGCAUUAUGGUCAUGCUAAUGCCUUGAGACAGGCCAAAGCGAUGGGUGAUGUCCUUGUUGUUGGUGUUCACUCAGACGCUGAUAUUGAAAAGAAUAAGGGACCUACAGUGAUGAAGGAAGAUGAAAGAUAUGCUGCUGUUGCUGCCUGUAAAUGGGUUGAUGAAGUAGUUCCUAACGCGCCUUACAACACAACCGUCGAGAUUCUUAAAGAACACAACAUUGACUUUUGUGUACACGGAGAUGACAUUACGACUAUGGCCGAUGGUACUGAUUGUUAUCAAGCUGUCAAGGAUGCUGGACUCUAUAGAGAAUGCAAACGUACCGUCGGUGUAUCAACCACAGAGUUAGUAGGACGUAUGCUACUGAUGACCCGAGACCACCAUAAACGUCGAGCAUCAACCAGUAGCAAUACAUCCAUCAUGUCUACUUUUGAUACGAGUGAACUUGGACCCUUUAGUGCCAAUGGAGCCAAGACAGCAACCAUCUCUCAUUUCUUACCGACGUCACGAAGGAUUGUGCAGUUCUCGGAAGGAAGAGAGCCCAAGCCGACAGAUAAGGUGGUCUAUGUUGAUGGUACCUUUGAUUUGUUCCAUGUGGGUCAUAUCGAGUUCCUCAAGCGUGCCAAGGCCUUGGGCGAUUUCUUGAUUGUUGGUAUUCAUGAUGACCAAACAGUCAAUACGAUCAAGGGAGCCAAUUAUCCAUUGAUGAAUUUACAUGAACGUGCACUGAGUGUCUUAGCUUGUCGGUAUGUAGACGAGGUCAUCAUUGGUGCACCCUAUAGUGUGACAGAUGAAAUUCUGAAAGGAGAAUAUAAAGUGUCCCUUGUUGUUCAUGGCACAACGCACUUGGAAAAAGAUGUGGAUGGACGAGACCCUUAUGAGUUACCAAAAAAGUUGGGUAUUUAUAAGCAAAUAGAGACACCCAAGUCGACAAUUACGACAGAGGAUAUCAUUCAUCGCAUUAUAGAAAACAGAAAGAUCUUUGAAGAGAGACAGAGGCGAAAGAAGGCAAAGGCUGAGUUGGAGCGUCAAAAGGAGAUGGAAGAAAAGAGUAGAAAUAAAUAA